AUGGCGUCGAGAGCAAAAUUUAGGGUUGCGAUUUGCGGUGCAGGAAUUGGUGGAUUGACUACUGCAGUUGCAUUAUCACGAUAUCCGGAUAUUGAAGUUCAAAUUUACGAAGCCGCUGAGAAACUAGCAGAAAUAGGCGCUGGCAUUGGGCUUUGGGGUCGAUCUUGGGAAAUCAUCCGAAAACUUGGCUUAGAUGAGGACCUGGCUUGCUGCACAGAGACGAAGCCUUCUCAGGAUCCCACUCCAUCUUUUAGAUAUCGCAAAAGUGACAAACCAGAGGGCCUGGAAUUCUACACACUUGUCACAAAAGGAAAAAUUCUGACGUUUCACCGACCCGAUUUUCAGAAUGUUCUUCUCAAGCAUAUCCCGUCAUCGUAUCGGAUCCACUGCAGCAAACGACUUCGUUCAUAUACUCAGCGACAAGGCGGCCCAAUUACUCUUCUCUUCGAAGAUGGAACGCGGGCCUCUUGCGACGUGCUCCUUGGUGCGGACGGACUAAAGUCCGCGGUAAGGAGGUCUUUGCUGGGGGAAAAGGCCCUAUGGGCCCAAUCACAAAACAGAUGGUCCGAGGCCGCUGAUAUAACGGCCAUGAUUGAACCUGUCUGGAGCGGUACAAAUGCGUAUCGUGCUCUCAUACCAGCUGAUCGAUUGAAGUUGCGGAAACCCGACCAUCGAGUCUUCACACAACCCACUCAGUACUUGGGAAAGAAUGGAUAUAUCAUAGCCUAUCCUAUAUCCCAUGGGAAGAUGAUCAACUUUGUCGCAUUCAAAUCACAACAUGACAUGGAAGGCUCAAAGUUCAACGGGCCAUGGGUUUGCGUUACCGACAAGGCGGAGUUUGCAUCAUGGUAUCGAGAUUGGGAACCCGAGGUUCAGGCGCUCGUGGAUUGCGUCGAUAAACCAUUACGCUGGGCUAUACACGUCGUUAAGCCUCUGGGUUCGUACGUGUCUGGAAAUGUAGCGAUCCUUGGCGAUGCUGCUCAUGCCGCGACUCCGCAUCAAGGGUCUGGUGCAGGGCAAGCUAUUGAGGAUGCAUUUAUUCUAGCAACUCUCUUAGGACAUCCUCUUACAACCCGAGAAACACUUACAAGAGCCCUCGGAAUCUAUGAUCACGUUCGCAGGCCAUUUGCGCACAAGGUGUACCAAAAGUCAAGACUGAAUGGCCAAUAUUUUACUCUAAAUACACCGGAGAUCGACUUUAACUCGGUACCUGAUCAUGAAUUACUAGCGAAGCUCAGGAUCCUCGGACAGGUUUUCACGAAGAACUGGGAGUGGGCUUGGACUACGUCAUUAGGAUCCUCCGUACAAGAGGCGUUACGGCUAUUGGAAUCUUCAUGA
Psilocybe cubensis is the source of this 1338-nucleotide messenger RNA. RefSeq lists its product as uncharacterized. Gene Ontology annotation, molecular function: FAD binding. The record is from RefSeq and is a predicted model, not a curated record. Bases 1 to 1338 code for a protein of 445 amino acids. NCBI's taxonomy places the organism in Eukaryota, Fungi, Basidiomycota, Agaricomycetes, Agaricales, Agrocybaceae. The transcript has 11 exons. Gene Ontology annotation, biological process: secondary metabolite biosynthetic process.